Messenger RNA from Cynara cardunculus var. scolymus (artichoke), 1940 nucleotides. Its product is annotated as laccase-14-like. Bases 26 to 1726 code for a protein of 566 amino acids. The record is from RefSeq and is a predicted model, not a curated record. NCBI's taxonomy places the organism in Eukaryota, Viridiplantae, Streptophyta, Magnoliopsida, Asterales, Asteraceae. The transcript is spliced from 6 exons. Gene Ontology annotation, biological process: lignin catabolic process. Gene Ontology annotation, molecular function: copper ion binding; hydroquinone:oxygen oxidoreductase activity. Gene Ontology annotation, cellular component: apoplast.
UUAAUACCAUCGGCCUGCACUAAUUAUGAAGAUGAGCUUCCAAGCUCUAGGGUUUCUUCUUUCUACUCUCGCAAUCAUCGCCCAUUCACAAGCUGCACUCCUUCAAUAUACGUUCGUCGUUCAAGAAACAAACUACACCAGGCUAUGCACUAGUAAGAACAUCUUGACCGUUAACGGAGAAUUCCCGGGUCCAACCAUCACCGCUCGCAGAGGCGACACUGUCAUCGUUGACGUUAUCAACGGGGGCGACCACAAUAUCACAAUUCACUGGCAUGGAAUUAAACAACCAAGGUACCCAUGGUCGGAUGGGCCGGAGUUUGUGACUCAAUGCCCGAUCCAACCGGGGGCCAAUUUCAGCCAACAGGUGUUGCUCUCCGAUGAAGAAGGCACACUAUGGUGGCACGCACAUAGCGACUGGUCACGUGCCACCAUACACGGCCUAUUCGUCAUUUUACCUAGGCUCGGAACUACUUAUCCUUUUACUCAACCUGAUGGAGAAGUCCCUGUCGUUUUAGGUGAAUGGUGGCAAAACGAUAUACAAACGGUGUUUGAAGAGUUCAGAGAUGGCGGAGGAGAUCCUGCCAACUCCGAUGCACUUACCAUCAACGGCCAACCAGGCGAUCUUUACAAUUGCUCCGCUUCAGAAACAACGAAGAUAAGUGUUGAUCAAGGAAAGACAUAUUUACUGCGAAUGGUGAACGCCGCCAUGAACAACCUGGCCUUCUUCGCCGUCGCCAACCACACGCUCACCGUCGUCGGAACCGACGGUGCCUACACCAAACCAUUCAGAUCCAAUGUCAUCACCAUAUCUCCCGGCCAAACCAUAGACCUCCUGCUACAAGCUAACCAACCUCGCGACAACUACUACAUGGCAGCCAAGCUGUUUAGCGGCCAAAGUAGCGCUGCAUUCGAUAAUACCACCACCACCGCCAUCGUUCAGUACACCGGAAACUUCACCCCCUCAUCCUCUUCGCCGGUUUUCCCUUUUCUUCCGGUGUUCGAUGAUCGGAACGCAUCUGCUAACUUCACCGGAAGUUUACGAAGUUUAGCCAGCGCUGAACAUCCCAUCGACGUUCCAUUGACGAUCAAAAGGACCCUUCUUUACACCCUUUCCAUCAACACAUUACCGUGCGCCGUCAACGCGACUUGCGAAGGACCAAAUGGCCGGCGGUUGUCGGCGAGCAUCAACAACAUUACGUUCGCUAUGCCAACAACGUCGGUUCUCGGAGCUUACUACCGAGGAAUAAACGGCGUAUAUGGAGAUGAUUUUCCAGAUGUUCCGCCAUUGAAAUUCAAUUACACGGCCACUGGUUUGAACAGGUCACUGCAGACUCCAGAUAUUAGGACGGAGGUGACGAUGUUGAAGCAUAACGAGACGGUGGAGUUAGUUUUUCAGGGAACAAACUUGGUGGCCGGAAUCGAUCAUCCGAUGCACCUUCACGGGCACAGUUUUUACGUGGUGGGUUCGGGAUUCGGUAACUUUAAGAGAUCAAGAGACUCGCUAAAUUAUAAUCUGGUAGACCCUCCAUUGAUGCAAACCAUUGCAGUUGCUCAGAAUGGCUGGACCGCCAUUAGAUUCAAGGCCGAUAACCCUGGAGUAUGGUUCAUGCACUGCCAUUUGGAACGUCAUGUGAGUUGGGGAAUGGGAAUGGUGUUCAUAGUACGAAACGGGAAGAGCGCCAACGCUAGGGUUUUGCCCCCACCUCCCGACAUGCCCCCUUGUUAAAACACUUGUUUUUGUGAAUUAUAUGAUCCGUACAUGUUUCUAAUUUGAAACAUUUUUAGGUUUGUAUUUAAGAAAACACGAGUGUUCUUCGAUUUUUUUUUUUCUGAGUUCCGUUCUCAAUUCUAAUAAUUUGGUUCAUUAGUUACCAAAUGUAAACCCAAUUAAGCUUCUGAGUGUAUUAUUCUUAAUAAAAGUUUGCUUCCGAUCAUUAAAA